Messenger RNA from Lactuca virosa, 2119 nucleotides. NCBI's taxonomy places the organism in Eukaryota, Viridiplantae, Streptophyta, Magnoliopsida, Asterales, Asteraceae. The record is from the annotation of a GenBank genome assembly.
AUUUUUGAAAAAAGUUUUGAUUUCAAUUUUGAUGCAACAGCAACACCUAUUCAGGAAAGUCCACUCAGCACUGCACUUGUUUUGCUACGCCUCUUCGAUACAAACGAGAAACGGCCAUUCCAUCUUUCUCUCCAAAAUAUAAGCGGCGAUUUCCCCAAACACAACUUCACACGGAAACCAUCGCCCUCGCCCUCAUUUUAUAAUAAUCCUCAUUUUGGUCUGCAAAAUUAUAUUUACCUGUUGAUUCCAUUUGUUUGGUUCUUCCUGUUCCCUAUCAAAAUAAUCAAAUUUGAUUUGAGUUUUCCAACAAUCAAUGGCUCAAGUGGUUGCUUCCAAGUUGACUCAUACUUCAUUUGCGUGCCCUAGCUCUUCCGGUUCUCUUAGCAAUCAGAUUGAAAAGAUCAAGCCUAGUGGUUUCGCUUCCAAACUUCUGAUUGGUAACAAUGAUCGGAUUAGUCAGAACCACCACCGUGUUCUUAGCGUCACCGCAAGGAGACAGGAGGUUGAAGUUGUUCCGGUUACGCCUGAAGACGUAACCAAGAUAGAUAGGAAUCAUCAAUCACCGGAAGUUUUACAGCAAGGUGAUUCAUCGGUAGGUAUAUGGUCCAGACCAUUGGUGAAACGCAAGACAAAAAUUGUUUGCACAAUAGGUCCAUCCACAGACACCAAGGAAAUGAUAUGGAAGCUGGCUGAGGCUGGGAUGAAUGUAGCAAGACUGAACAUGUCCCAUGGAGACCAUGCAUCUCAUCAGAAAGUUAUCGACUUGGUUAAAGAAUACAAUGCUCAAUCCAAGGAUAAUGUUAUUGCCAUUAUGCUCGACACAAAGGGGCCUGAAGUCAGGAGUGGGGACUUGCCACAGCCUGUUAACUUAGUAAAUGGUGAAGAAUUCACUUUCACCAUAAAAAGGGGUGUUGGGACAGCAGACUGUGUUAGUGUUAACUAUGAUGAUUUUGUGAAUGAUGUUGAAGCUGGUGACAUGCUUUUGGUUGAUGGUGGUAUGAUGUCCUUGUUGGUUAAGUCCAAAACUGAAGAUUCAGUCAAAUGUGAAGUUGUGGAUGGUGGUGAACUCAAAUCCAGACGCCACUUAAAUGUUCGAGGAAAAAGUGCAACUCUUCCAUCCAUUACUGAAAAGGACUGGGAUGAUAUCAAAUUUGGAGUGGACAAUCAAGUUGAUUUCUAUGCAGUCUCCUUUGUUAAAGAUGCAGAAGUCAUCAUUGAGUUGAAGAAUUACCUCAAAAGCUGUAAUGCAGAUAUCCAAGUAAUUCCAAAAAUAGAAAGUGCAGACUCUAUACCAAACUUACAAUCAAUCAUCACAGCAUCAGAUGGGGCAAUGGUUGCAAGAGGAGAUCUUGGAGCAGAGUUGCCUAUUGAAGAGGUUCCAUUGUUGCAGGAAGAGAUAAUCAGGACAUGUCGUAGCAUGGGAAAAGCUGUGAUAGUUGCAACAAAUAUGCUUGAAAGCAUGAUAGUUCAUCCCACACCAACAAGAGCUGAGGUCUCAGACAUUGCUAUUGCUGUUAGAGAGGGUGCUGAUGCAGUUAUGCUAUCCGGAGAAACAGCUCAUGGGAAGUUUCCCUUAAAAGCCGUUAAAGUAAUGCACACGGUGUCGUUGAGAACUGAAGCCAGCAUAGCCGGUGGUGUCACACCCUCUAAUCUUGGUCAAGCCUUUAAGAACCAUAUGAGUGAAAUGUUUGCAUUCCAUGCAACAUCAAUGUCCAACACUCUUGGAACAUCAAUUGUGGUGUUCACUAGAACUGGUUUCAUGGCUGUUUUAUUGAGCCAUUAUCGCCCCACUGGCACUAUUUUUGCCUUCACAAAUGAGAAAAGGGUACAACAGAAGUUGGCUUUGUAUCAAGGAGUAUGCCCGAUCUACAUGGAGUUCUCUAAUGAUGCUGAGGAGACAUUUGCAAAUGCUCUUGGUACAUUGAAGAAUCAAGGGAUGAUAAAGGAAGGCGAACAGGUGGCACUUGUUCAGAGUGGGAGGCAGCCCAUCUGGCGGUUCCAAUCCACCCAUAAUAUUCAGAAUGUAUUAGGAUUUAGGAUCAGGAGUCACCAAACCAAACCAUCGGUGGCAGCUGGAGUUGCAGGAGAAACUCAGCAGGAGGAUUUGGUGGCAAUAUAA